AUGAGGAGUAGUAUUCUUCGCUCCUCGCUCUCGUUCUCGUUUUCAUCCGCGGCAGACACCACGUCGCGAAGAAGAGAAAGAGAAAGAGGAGGAAGAAGACGAACGAGAACAGCGCCAAAGGCGCUCUUCUGUCGUCGUCGUUCUUUUUCUUUUUCUUCUCGGAGCGGAGGCGAUGAUGAUGAAAAUGAAAAUGAAAAUGAAAAUGAUGACGUGAAGAAGAAGAAGAAGAAGACGAAGAGUAAGACCAAAAGCCAAAAGGAGGAGGAAAAGGGGAUUUGGAAGUCAGAGAGAAAGAGGAGAGAGAUGCUUUUAACGACGACUUUAACGAUUCGCUCCGGGGUUGGUACGACGAUACAGACGAUACAGACGAUACAGACGAGAGCAGCUUUUGCGUUGGAGGAUUUUGCGAAAAGGGAGGAGGAAAAAGGUGUUUCCUGCGUCGAUGUGAAAGAAGGGGGCAAAGGGCAACUCGAAGAGAACGACGUGGUGUCGGUGAAUUACACCUUGUAUCUUUCCGAUGAAGACGGGACGCGGGGGAGUAAAAUCGAUUCGGCGAAGUUUUUCGUCUUUGGCGUGGGGACGGGAGAAGUCAUCGAAGGAUUCGAUGCCGGUUUGCUCGGCGGAGAUGGCGUUGGUCCGAUGAGAAUUGGAGGCGUGAGAGAAGUUUUGAUACCGCCGGCGUUGGCGUACGGCGCGAAAGAAGUCGGCGGGGGUCGGAUACCCGCGAACUCGUACCUAAAGUUCGUGGUAGAGUUGGUGCAGAUUAAGUAA
This is a messenger RNA of Bathycoccus prasinos, 771 nucleotides long. RefSeq lists its product with no specific name. The transcript has a single exon. Gene Ontology annotation, molecular function: peptidyl-prolyl cis-trans isomerase activity. The record is from RefSeq and is a predicted model, not a curated record. The coding region runs from base 1 to 771 and encodes 256 amino acids. NCBI's taxonomy places the organism in Eukaryota, Viridiplantae, Chlorophyta, Mamiellophyceae, Mamiellales, Bathycoccaceae.